CGAUCGGCGGGCAAUGGGCGACCAACCCUCAAUGGAGUACUGGCUGUCCGGAGCUGCUUCAUUAGGACAAACCGACUCGUAACAGCAAAUAUGGCUGGCAAAGCAGUUAAGCUACUUAUAAUAGGCGAAAGUCAAGUUGGCAAAUCCAGUCUCCUUUGUCGAUUCGUUGACAAUAAAUACGAGGACAACGGGAAGACCACAGUUGGCGUAGACUUUAAGCGCGCCGUAAUAUGUGUGGAUGGUACAGAAUACAAGGUGGCACUGUGGGACACAGCUGGCGCCGAACAAUAUCGCUCCAUAACACCCAAUUUCUAUCGCAAGGCGCACGGCGCCAUUCUCGUCUACGACAGCACCAGGCGGGAGACUCUCGUCAAACUGAAGCAGUGGUUCGAAGAUCUGGAAACUUAUUGCCACAAUCCCAACAUUGCCAUCAUGGUCGUUGGCAGCAAAAUCGAUGAGAAACGUGUUGUGGAUAGUGAGGAGGGUCGCAAAUUUGCACGCGAUCAUGGCGCUCUCUUCAUCGAGACAUCGGCCAAAUGCGAUCUGUUUGUCAAAGAUGCGUUCAAUCAAAUUGUCAAAAAGAUUGUUUCGUCGAAACAUUUUGACAACGGCAGCGAUUCAAGUCCUUCUGCUUCUGCUUCUCCUUCUUCAUGCUGUUGAUUCUUUGGAAUUAUCAGGCGUCAUUUGCAGCACGCCAUUGUUCCAUGCUUUUCAAAAUAAUAGUAGUAACCAAAAGUGCCAAAUAUAUUCAGUAUGAGUAAUAUGUUAACCUAUAGCUGUUGUUUGCGCUAUCAGCUUUUUGAUAGCUUUAUUUUCCAAUUAACAACACUAAGUUAUUUCCACGUUAUAAACUUUGUUGAGUGUAUUUAGACUGGAAGCCAAAUGCUUAGUCUUUUCUUAAAGAUUUGAAGCCACUUGCUAAGCCUUCUCACAACGAGAAUAAUUAUAAACGACCGAUAAGCUAGAGCUAUUCGAAAGAACUAACUAGCUGCAGCAGCCGGCCGAUCAGCCAACGCACUUUAUCCAGAGAGAGAGCGAGAGAGAGCGCUGCACAAAGAGAGCGCUGUACAAUGAGAGCGCUGCUAACGCUGGCUGCUGCGGCUCAAACUGCACUUAACAUCACGUGCAUACAUAUUAAGACUAACUAUAAGCUAUUUAUAUUAAGCCACGCAGGGCACCAAAUCCAAGCAUGUUAACAACUCAUAAACAAUUAAAUGUCUUUGCUGCUGCUGCCAACAGCUGUAUUUAA
Molecule: messenger RNA, 1249 nt
Organism: Drosophila grimshawi
Lineage: Eukaryota; Metazoa; Arthropoda; Insecta; Diptera; Drosophilidae
Product: ras-related protein Rab-18
Exons: 3
Coding region: 91-660 (189 amino acids)
Molecular function (GO): GTPase activity; GTP binding
Source: RefSeq, a predicted model, not a curated record